This is a messenger RNA of Gekko japonicus, 553 nucleotides long. RefSeq names its product gastrin/cholecystokinin-like peptide. The transcript is spliced from 3 exons. The coding region runs from base 64 to 423 and encodes 119 amino acids. Gene Ontology annotation, molecular function: hormone activity. Gene Ontology annotation, cellular component: extracellular region. NCBI's taxonomy places the organism in Eukaryota, Metazoa, Chordata, Lepidosauria, Squamata, Gekkonidae. The record is from RefSeq and is a predicted model, not a curated record.
AUCCUGUUCAGACAAGGGAGGAGCAGAUCUUUGCCAGACGAGUCUGACAGUCUCUACCCAGACAUGCAUCCCAAGGUGUUUGCCUGCUUGCUGCUGGCCACCCUCAUAGCCACCGGCCUCUCCAGAUCCACGUCUGCAUCCCGUCAGGGGGAGGGUAGAUCGAAUAAGCAGAGGACGGCCGUGCCAGGACCCGAGAGGACACAGAAGAGUGAUGGCAGGUGGAUUGUCCGACGGGAGUGGCCAGGAGGGCUGUCCAGGGACCAGAAGCAUCUGAUUUCCCAGUUCCUGCCCCACAUUUAUGCAGCCGAGCUUUCUGGGAAGGAGAAUUCUGUGCAGAUGAACGACGACCUCCAGAGCCACGAUUACCCCACCUGGAUGGACUGGGGACGCCGAAGCCUAAAGGAUGUGAAUGAAGAUGCCUAACUUAGGGGUCAGCUCCCCAAAGGAGUAUUUCCUGCCAAAGCCCCACCGGGUUGGGGGUGGAGGAAGGGACACGAGACAGUCCUUUUACUAUCAUAUUGUCCUUUUCCAGAUCUGUGUCUCAUGCAUGUUU